GACUCCCGCGAGGGCUCCGUUCUUAGGUUAGUUCCGAGUCUGGACCCUGGAAGUAGCCACCGUGUUGCGUCGGUUGUGCAGGAAGAAGUAGUAUGCUCCGUACCGUGCUCUCCCGGUCCCUUCCCGGACUGAGCAGACCGCUGGUGUGUAACUACUCGGCGGCCGCUAUCCCUGCACCCAGCACCCAGCCCGAGGUCCACUACAACAAGCUGUUCAUCAACAACCAGUGGGUGGAUGCAGCGAGUGGAAAAACCUUCCCUACCAUCAACCCUGCAACUGGUGAAGUCAUCUGUCAAGUGGCAGAGGCUGAUGGGGCAGAUGUGGACAAGGCGGUGAAAGCGGCACGUAAUGCCUUUAGGCUGGGGUCACCGUGGCGACGGAUGGACGCCUCUCAUCGCGGCCUGCUACUCAACCGAUUGGCCGAUGCCAUUGAGAGGGAUUCUGCUUACCUUGCUGAACUGGAGACCCUUGACAAUGGGAAGCCAUAUGCUUUAUCCUACACAGUGGAUCUGCCCAAUGUGGUGAAAUGUUUGAGGUACUAUGCCGGCUGGGCUGACAAAUGGGAGGGAAAGACUAUCCCCAUCGAUGGAGAUUAUUUCUGCUACACCAGACAUGAACCCAUUGGAGUCUGCGGACAGAUCAUACCGUGGAACUUCCCUCUGUUAAUGCAGGCCUGGAAGCUGGGCCCUGCUCUCGCCACGGGAAACACUGUGGUGAUGAAGGUUGCAGAGCAGACACCACUCACAGCUCUCUAUGUAGCCAGCCUGAUUAAAGAGGUGGGUUUUCCUGAAGGUGUUGUGAACAUCCUGCCAGGCCUCGGACCGUCAGCCGGCGCUGCCAUCGCAAAGCACAUGGAUAUUGACAAGGUGGCCUUCACCGGGUCUACAGAGGUCGGUCACUUGAUUCAGCAGGCUUCAGGCAACAGCAACCUGAAAAAAGUCACUCUAGAGCUCGGAGGAAAGAGUCCUAACAUCAUCCUGUCUGACGCCAACAUGGAAGAUGCCGUGGAGCAGUCCCACUUUGCUCUGUUUUUCAACCAAGGCCAGUGCUGCUGUGCCGGCUCUCGGACUUAUGUCCAGGCAGACAUCUACGAUGAGUUUGUGGAGCGUAGUGUGGUGCGAGCUCAGAAACGAGUGGUGGGAAACCCUUUUGACUUGAAGACGGAGCAGGGUCCUCAGGUAGAUCAGGAGCAGUUCAACAAGAUCCUGGGCUACAUCAGCAGCGGGAAGAGAGAGGGAGCCAAGCUGAUGUGUGGCGGAGGAGUGGCUGCAGACAGAGGGUACUUCAUCCAGCCCACUGUGUUUGGAGACGUUCAGGACAACAUGACCAUCGCCAGGGAGGAGAUCUUUGGUCCAGUGAUGCAGAUCCUGAAGUUUAAAACACUGGAGGAGGUGGUGACCAGAGCCAAUGAUACCAAAUAUGGUCUUGCAGCCGCUGUGUUUACUAAGGACAUCGAUAAGGCCAGCUACGUUUCCAACGGGCUGCGCGCAGGCACAGUCUGGAUUAACUGCUAUGAUGUGUUUGGGGCCCAGGCUCCGUUUGGAGGUUACAAGGCUUCUGGUAAUGGCAGAGAGCUUGGAGAAUACGGCCUGGACAACUACACAGAAGUCAAAACGGUGACCAUGAAGGUACCACAGAAGAACUCUUAGACACGUGAUGAGCCCAGUUAGCAGCUGUUUGAUGUGUCCUCUCAGCUGCGCUCCAAGAUCCUGCGCCUGCAAUCUGUAGCCAUUCUGAGUAAUUCAGCUGUCUGUCACACAUGCAUACUACAUACCUGCUGUAAGAGGAGAUCCCACACAUGAGCUUUUUGCUUUAAAAAUGCACCACACCAUGCAACGUCCAUCACAGUUUUCCACCUGAUUCAGAGUCAUCCUAAACUUACAAGAACAUAAUGUCUGUUUGUACGCUACACAGUUUGACAUUUAUACGUUUUACGUAAUAAUAAAUGCAUUUGAAGCAC
This is a messenger RNA of Plectropomus leopardus (leopard coralgrouper), 1960 nucleotides long. Its product is annotated as aldehyde dehydrogenase, mitochondrial-like. Gene Ontology annotation, molecular function: oxidoreductase activity, acting on the aldehyde or oxo group of donors, NAD or NADP as acceptor. The record is from RefSeq and is a predicted model, not a curated record. Lineage: Eukaryota; Metazoa; Chordata; Actinopteri; Perciformes; Serranidae.